AUGUCUGUUCCACGUGCUGUGGACAGCAGCUACAAGCCGCACUUGAUGCCGGAUAAUAAAGGCAGCUUUUCUUUUCCCUUCCUAACCGGUCUGUUCAUCCUUCUCCAGACACUUAAAAUAUCUAUUCUUUCUUACUUUCUUUACAGCUACCCACUAAUUCUUUCUUAUUUCCUUUCACCUCCGUUUCUAAAAUUUCCUUUCAUUGCAACUCCUUUUUUAAUUUCUUUCCUUCGGAUCCUCACCAUUUCUAUCUUUCCUUUUACAUACUGUUUAUAUACAUUUCCCCUAUCGUGCGUUGUUUCUACCUUUCCUUUUACCAUGUCUCUAUUAUUUCAACUUUUCCUUUCAUCUCCCCUCCGAUGUUUUUACCUUUCCUUUUACCAUGCCUCUAUUAUUUCAAGUUUUCAUUUCAUCACCCCUCCAUUAUUUCUACUUUUUCUUUUACCAUGCCUCUAUUAUUUCAACUUUUCCUUAAAUAUCUCCUCCGAUAUUUUUACCUUUCCUUUUACCAUUCCUCUAUUAUUUCAACUUUUCCUUUUAUCUCCCCUCCGAUGA
This is a messenger RNA of Acanthosepion pharaonis, 555 nucleotides long. The record is from the annotation of a GenBank genome assembly. Lineage: Eukaryota; Metazoa; Mollusca; Cephalopoda; Sepiida; Sepiidae.